Molecule: messenger RNA, 1500 nt
Organism: Dracunculus medinensis (Guinea worm)
Lineage: Eukaryota; Metazoa; Nematoda; Chromadorea; Rhabditida; Dracunculidae
Source: the annotation of a GenBank genome assembly
AUGGAUACCGAUGAUCAUCAAGCCUGUACAUCAAUGGACAUUUCCGACGGUGAAAAUGAUGAAUUAGCUUGGCGAUUUUCACAAGUCAAAGGACAUGUUGAACCGGAGGAAGUGGUGUCUAGUGAUGGUGAGCAUUAUUUUGAUCGAGGCUCUGAAUUUUUGCAAUCAUUGGUUGAAGAAGCUGAUAUAAUAUCUUGCGUCGAAUUUUCUCACGAUGGAGAAUUUUUAGCUACGGGUGAUAAAGGUGGACGUGUUGUAAUUUUUCAGCGGGACCAAAGUGGCAAAUUUAUAAAUGGUAAACGUUCAACUGACUAUAACGUUUAUUCAACAUUUCAAUCUCAUGAACCUGAAUUUGAUUAUCUAAAAUCACUAGAAAUUGAAGAAAAAAUCAAUCAGAUAAAAUGGUUAAAAAGGAAGAAUGCUGCAAAUUUUUUGCUAUCAACAAAUGAUAAAACAAUAAAACUAUGGAAAAUAUCGGAGCGAGAAAAAAAAGUGGCAGAUGGAGAUUGGAAUAUACCACGAGAUGCGACCGGGAUCAACAACUGUAGAGGAGGUUUCAUUGGACGUUUGGUCUUACCUCGGUUGGUUCCUAUGGAACUUAUCGUUGAAGCAUCUCCUCGGAGAGUUUAUGGUAAUGCUCAUACUUAUCAUAUCAAUUCGAUUAGUGUGAACUCAGAUCAGGAUAUUUUCUUGUCGGCUGAUGACCUGCGAGUCAAUUUAUGGCAUAUUGAAAUCACCAAUGAAAGCUUUAAUAUUGUCGAUAUAAAGCCGGCGAACAUGGAGGAAUUAACUGAAGUGAUAACUGCCAGCGAAUUUCACCCUAACCAUGGUCAUUUGUUUGCAUAUAGCUCAUCAAAAGGUUCAAUACGAUUAUGUGAUAUGCGAGAUAGAGCAUUGUGUGACGCUCAUGCCAAAAUGUUUGAAGAAUCAGAAGGCCCUUCAAGUCGUUCUUUCUUUUCCGAAAUUAUUGCUUCCGUAUCUGAUGUAAGAUUUUCACACAGUGGGCGAUAUAUUCUUACUCGUGACUAUUUCACUGCAAAGGUAUGGGAUAUCAAUAUGGAGUCUGGUCCGGUAGAAACUUAUCAGGUUCAUGAACAUCUGCGCGGCAUUUUAUGCACUUUAUAUGAGAGUGAUUUCAUUUUUGAUAAAUUCGAAGUAUGCUGGAGCGGCGAUGAUAAAUAUAUUCUAACUGGUUCGUACAACAAUUUUUUUCGAACAUUCCCGAGAUAUUCCAAAGAUUCGGCAAACUCAAGGAUUUUCGAAGCACAUAUUGAAAAACCCGGUGUUCGGCUACCUCUUCGUCGCAUCACUAAUUCUGGUCCUUCGAAGACUAGAAAACGAACUUAUUCGAACAGUGUUGAAUCUUUCGACAAUGUUGAAGAAGUUACCACCGAAUCACUCGACUAUUCGAAAAAGAUUCUUCAUGCCGUUUGGCAUCCGAAACAGAAUAUUAUUGCGUUAGCAGCAACAAAUCGUUUAUAUAUCUUUGAAGAUAAAUGA